Adineta steineri is the source of this 747-nucleotide messenger RNA. Lineage: Eukaryota; Metazoa; Rotifera; Eurotatoria; Adinetida; Adinetidae. The record is from the annotation of a GenBank genome assembly.
AUGAUGCAUGAUCUAAAAUCACUUCAGUUAGAUGAUGAAGAUUCAUCAAAAUAUUUUAUUAAUUAUAUAAGUGAUGAUUCAAAUGCACCUGGAGAUAAUAAUACCACUGACAAUGAAUCUACUCAUUCACCAAUUGAACAUGAUGAUGAUACUGAUGUAUCAUCAUUACCAAAUAGUCUUAUUAUAACUCCAGUACCUCAAGAAUUAUUUACUAAUCAACAACUUAAAGAUGAAUUUGAACAAUUAUUUCGUGUAUAUGAUCCACAAAUAAUCGUACUUUAUUUAAAAUUUUUUCAACGUAUACGUAUUACAUUUACAUCAUCAUGUAAUGCUUUACAAGCUCGUUUGAAUCUUCAUGAAUAUCCAUUUCAUGGUACAGUACUUAAAACAUAUUUUGCCUGUCCGAUUGUAUUUCGUGGUGCAAAUCCUGAUACAUAUUUACGACCACCUGAGCCAGAAAAACUUUUUCUUAUAUCACCACCAGCAAGUCCACCUAUUGGAUGGGAACAAAAACUCGAAGAUCCACCUGUUGUUGAUUUGAAUCUCAUUGCUGCUAUUGCACAAUUGCAACCUAAUCAACCUCAUGAAUUAUUAUCAAAUGAACAUGGUUCAAAAGCUCCAGCCAUUGUCAUUCAUACAUGUGAUGAUAAUGAUGAAAUAUAUAAUGUAAACCGAGACAAAUUAAUAAUGAAACCAUCACUUAUUCAAACUAAACGACCACCGGCAGAAACACAAAAAGAUAUUUAA